Argentina anserina (silverweed cinquefoil) is the source of this 1634-nucleotide messenger RNA. RefSeq names its product dehydrogenase/reductase SDR family member FEY-like. NCBI's taxonomy places the organism in Eukaryota, Viridiplantae, Streptophyta, Magnoliopsida, Rosales, Rosaceae. Bases 132 to 1262 code for a protein of 376 amino acids. The transcript has 9 exons. The record is from RefSeq and is a predicted model, not a curated record.
AGCUCAGUUGCGCUGCGCUGCCCUUCAACUUUAAAGCACUUGCAACCUAAAUUGUCUCCGCAAUUCCCAGUACCCCAUUUGCCGUUUGAGUUAAGUGUUGAAAUUCUUGGACAUUGAAAAAGGUGGCAGAAAUGGCAACGUCCUCAUCUGAAUUGAAAGAGGAAGUGAAGAAGAAGAACAAGGAGGGAUUGGGGUGGAUAGAGUGGCUGAGAGGUUGGUUUUAUGUGGUGUAUGAAUUGCUGUUCCAGAGAAUCACUGCCAGCCAUUUGCUGAACCCAAUGCCUUUACCUCCUGUCAACGAUCUCACAUGUAUUGUUACUGGAUCCACUAGCGGUAUCGGCCGUGAAACUGCGAGGCAGUUAGCGGAGGCUGGUGCACAUGUUGUAAUGGCAGUGAGAAACACCAAAGCAGCCGAGGAGCUGAUUCAAAAGUGGCAAAAUGAAUGGUCAGGAAUGGGCCUUCCUCUCAAUAUUGAGGUGAUGGAACUUGAUCUACUCUCCUUGGAUUCUGUUGUAAGAUUUUGUGAAGCGUGGAAUGCACGAUCUGGACCUCUGCAUGUUCUAAUCAACAAUGCUGGGAUAUUUUCCAUUGGAGAGCCACAAAGAUUUUCAAAAGAUGGAUAUGAAGAGCACUUACAAGUGAAUCAUCUGGCUCCAGCACUGCUAUCAGUAUUGCUACUGCCAUCCCUUAUUAGAGGCUCUCCAAGUCGAAUUGUUAAUGUCAACUCCGUUAUGCAUUAUGUUGGGUUCGUUGAUACAAAUGACAUGAAUGUUGUUUCUGGGAAAAGAAAAUAUACAAGCUUAGUGGGUUAUUCGAGCAGCAAGCUCGCACAGAUCAUGUUUAGUAGCGUCUUACAUAAGCGCCUGCCUGCUGAAGCUGGUAUUUGUGUAACUUGUGUUUCUCCUGGUGUUGUCCAGACAAAUGUAGCCAGGGAUCUUCCCAGAAUCGUUCAAGCUGGUUAUCGUUUGAUACCCUACUUUAUCUUUAUCCCUCAAGAAGGUUCAAGGAGUGCUCUCUUUGCAGCCACUGAUCCUCAGGUUCCAGAGUACUGUCAAUUGUUGAAAUCAGAUGACUUUCCUGUUUGCGCAUUCAUUUCACAAGAUUGCAAUCCAACCAAUCCUUCUGAAGAAGCUCAUAAUGUUGAGACUUCACACGAAGUGUGGGAAAAGACAUUUGAGAUGAUUGGCCUUCCAUCUGAUGCUGUGGAGAGGCUUAUAGAAGGGGAAGAAUUUGCAUGCAGAUAUGGGGCUCAUAAUGAGUAACCUUUUUUUACCACGAGCGCAUCAAAGAUUGUUUUAAAGUCAGAAUGCAGAAAAAUGCCAUUCAAUUUUGCAAUGUAAGGAAUGGGCGAGUACCGCAAGCAUUCGGAUCCUGGUAGACACUUGAAGAGAGGGUAAUUUCUUUGCACACCAGUAUCGUAUGAAAUUCGUGUUUCUACAUGGUCUGAUUUAGAUACGUUAAUUUACUCAAACAUGUUGUAAAACCCAAUAUUUACAGCAACCUUUCUGUUUAGAGUCUAGAAAAACAAGGAUUAUUUCUCCGAAGUGUAAUGGUUGAUUUACUUGCCCCAUUAUGUGAAAUUGACGCACAGUGAAUUUCUUUGGUCAUAAAUCAUAAUUACAUCUUGCUCUUGA